ACAUUGUCAAUCGUGAGCAGUUUUUGUUGUUACAUUUCGUUACAUAAAUUCAUAUAAAUUAAGUAUGUACAGAAAAGCUUUUACGUCUUAUAAGCGAAUUAAAUAAUUAGUCAAAUAAGAUGUCUUUAUUAUUUAAAGUUGUGAAUAGGCAAUACAUUAAUUUUCAAAAUAUAACCAAACCGGUUCAGUGUUGUGGUAGAAGCUUUUCACGAAGAAUAGUUAAAAGUAGCACUUAUUGUGGACAAAUUUCAAUCAAUCAAGCUAUAAAUAGCAGUAGAUUUAAGAUUUCGACGACCAUAACAAGGCCUUUUUCCGCCCAGACGAACAGUAAUAAUGAAAAACCUUCAGACGAGCCUACUAAGAAACCUGGUCUUGUACAGAAAUUUAAACAAAUGUACAAAGAUUAUUGGUAUGUUGUAUUACCUGUUCAUAUGACCACAUCGGCCAUAUGGUUUGGAAGCUUCUACUAUUGUGUUAGAAGUGGUGUCGAUGUUAUUAGUUUGCUUGAAUCACUGGGUAUAAGUGAAAAAUUAUUAACACCUAUUAAAGAAUCCACUGCAGGAUAUUUUGCAUUAGCAUUUGCAUUAUACAAGUUGGUUACACCACUGCGAUAUGCUGUGACAGUUGGGGGAACAACAUAUGCAAUAAAGAAACUUACAGCAAUUGGGUGGAUAAAACCCAUGCCAUCGAGGGAAAGGCUUAAAGAAAUGCUACAGGAACAAAGAGAUAAUAUUCAAGACAAAUUUACAGAAAGUAAACAACAUUAUCAGACUCAAAUUAAGGAAAAAAGCAAUCAAGUUAUGGAUGAGAUGAGAAGAUAUAAGGCAGAAAUGAGAAACGCCAAAAACAAAUCUAAAAAAUGAUGCAAGACAUAUUGAUGUGAAUCUAAUUUAUAUAUCAACAUUUUCAUGCAAAAAAAACCAGCACAUAUUUGUAAUAUAAUUUAUUGUUGUCAAUAA
Messenger RNA from Aricia agestis (brown argus), 959 nucleotides. RefSeq lists its product as uncharacterized. Gene Ontology annotation, cellular component: mitochondrion. NCBI's taxonomy places the organism in Eukaryota, Metazoa, Arthropoda, Insecta, Lepidoptera, Lycaenidae. The record is from RefSeq and is a predicted model, not a curated record. Bases 120 to 863 code for a protein of 247 amino acids. The transcript is spliced from 3 exons.